Molecule: messenger RNA, 2107 nt
Organism: Orbicella faveolata
Lineage: Eukaryota; Metazoa; Cnidaria; Anthozoa; Scleractinia; Merulinidae
Biological process (GO): mRNA processing
Cellular component (GO): nucleus; cytoplasm
Molecular function (GO): RNA binding
Source: RefSeq, a predicted model, not a curated record
AUGGCGGCCACGAGUGGAGAAGUCGUUUUCAGAGCUGGCCAGAAUGGAGGGAAAAAUAGCAACACAAAGAGCAAGACUGGUGGCAAAAACAGGAAACAAGCAUCAACAAAGAAGAAAGAUAAAAAGAAAGCAACAGAACAGGCACAAAAGUGGCAUGUUGGUGAUAAUUGCAGAGCUGUGUACUCCGAAGAUGAGCUAAUUUAUGAUGCUGUCAUUAUUUCACUGGAUGCGAGUUCUAAUACUUGUGUAGUGAGGUUCUGUGGCUAUGGUAAUAAGGAGGAACAAAACUUAGAUGAUCUUUUAACUCCUUUAUCUAAAAAAGAUGGCAAGUCUCCCAGGCACAAUGGAAACCAGUCAGGUUGGGCAGCAUCUCCAGAACAACAGAGUGGUGAUAAUGAUAUGGACUGGACUUCAGGAGCUCAGUCACCAGUCAGAUGGCAGGUCAGCGACUUGUGCCUUGCCCCCGAACAGCCUAGUCAGCACCUCCAUGAGGCAGUCAUCAACUCAUUUCCGACACCAUACACUUGUAAGGUCACUUUCCUCAGAUCCAGGCAGAGGCAAGAUGUUGAUGUGUCAGCACUAAAGCCUUCACGGUCCUCACGUCAACAUCGACAUCACCCUCACCAUCCUCAUCAUCAUCACCCUUACAGCUCAGAUCAAAGACACCUUGCGCCAGGAUAUCAGUUUCCUAGCUAUCCAUUUCCUUCUAGCUACCAGUCUUCUAUGAAUUUCUUUCCACCCCCACCUCCUCCACCCGUGCCGCCAACACUUCUGCCACAACACUGGCCAAUACCAAACCCAUCUGGAUUUCAACCCCCAGCUACUACAAACACUGUAAGUAAACCAGUUGGUAUAGUUGCAUAUUAACUGUACAUGCACAAGAGACACCAAUUCUUGAAAACAAUGAAUUGGUUAGUCCUAAGACCCUACGGGAUUGGAAGAAGAAGAUACCUACAUGUACUUGUAACAUGUACUUGUAACCGCUGAAUAUCUGCUAAGAUUCGGUCAAGUGACUACAGUAAGUAGGUAGGUUGAAGUCAGUGCCACCCAUUUUCACCCAAGGGCAAUGAGAGGCAAUGCACUACUGAUCUCAGACAUGUGUUGAAAUGGUUUUUUUUUUUCCUCAGGCCAUUGCAUACACCAAUGGUUUCAUUCAGGGAUUCAAAAACAGUGAUCGCAUGGUAACAAAUUUCAUGAUUGUGUGAUGUGAUCUUUCCAACCAUCAGGGAAGGUCCUUCACAGUUUGUUUACAAUUUUGUUGAGUUUCGCACUUUCCAGCAAGAUAAAAUUGAAAAUAUGUUGCAGAGAAGAGUUCCACAGAUUCAAAAUCCAUCACAUGGAUAAGAUUUUCCUCGAACUUGUUACUUUUGAAAAUAUCAUGACAGCUGUGCUGCAAACUGUGGCCAAGAGAUGUUUAUCAUGACAUGAUCACAUUUUUGGAAUCCGCAGCUGAAACUAAUGGUGCGUGCACACAAAUUAGCCUGAAAAAAAAAAAAAAAACCCAGCCAUUUCAACAGACCUCUGGGAACAAUAGUAAAGGGUCGAUUACCUCUAUGAGAUGCACCUGUGGGGUAUUUCAUGGUAGUUGUAUUCAUCAAAACAUAUCUAGUCCAAGAUGGCGAAUACAACUACGAUGUUUCCCUGCAGGCAUGUUUCAUACAGGGAAUGGGCCAUUCCCCCUAUGAGCCUCUCUAUGCAUCUAUGUAUAGUUCUCGUGCGAUUCUAUCCGUGGGUUCAACGAUUGAAUAAAAAUAAGAGAAAACAGAGGGCUGUGAAUAGUCUGUUGUUGUUGUUCGUUGUUCGUAGUCRAAGAUGACCAAAGACAUCUAGUUUGUUAAUAAAUUUCUAUGGUGUGUCCGGAGGUGGCUGAUGAGACCAAUCCGCGCAAGGAAGCCUCUCCCACAGGUAGGGCAGAAGUGGGUAGGGGCUGUGCUAUUAGUGCUAGCGGCUCUUUCCUUGCGUACUGCUCGCUUCUCGUCGGCUUGACGGACCUGCAUUCCUCUGCUGCGUGGGCUCCUUUUGUGAUUCAGACAGUUGGCAUUUUCUUGGUUAUAGUCACUGUGUUAAGAAUUUGUGAUAUAUUGUGUGUCUUUUUGACAUUUUUGUA